AUGAUGGUGGAUGCCGCCUUCGUGAUAGAGAUUUUGUUGAAGUUAUGUGGUCACUGUUUCAACCCAUUAGGAGUGGAUGACCACGAUAACAUCUCCAGCAAGUCCUGGAUAAUAAAUUAUAUUAUGCCAAACAUGCUCAAGUUGGAAAAUCAAGUGCUGUUUUGCAUCCUUGAGGAUCUUCUUGAACUACAGAGAAUCGCAGCCGUUGCCAUAAGUAACAUUUCUUAUGUCAUUCCUUCGAUGAUGAACCUCGCCUUUGAGUUCAUCAAUAUGGCAUUUAGUUUGACAAGCAUGAUAGGAGGGGAAGUGAAAGCUGUAAGUGCACCGAGCAUCUCCGAACUACAGAUGGCUGGAGUAAAAAUUGUGUGGGAAUCAAGCACAAGCUUAUCUGCCAUACGAUUCGUGGACAGAAUUCUAGAAAUUCCAAGAUUAUUGAUUCACAAUGGUAGUGAGCUUUUGUUUAGAAAUAUUGCUGCCUUUGAGCAAUGUCAUGGCUGCUCUUCUUACGUAAACAAUUAUCUUUCCAUCUUGAAUGAUUUUGUGAACGUACCGAUGGAUGUGGAGUUGCUUAUUAAGAAAGGAAUUUUUAUAAAUAUGCUAACCGACCACAAUGAGGUGUCUACUCUGAUUAACGACCUUGGCAAAGGGGUUGUCAUCUCAGACUUCUAUUUUGGAAGUGUUUGUGAGGAGUUGGACUGCUACUUGAAAAGGCCGUGGAUCAAAUGGAAAUCCACUUUGAAGAGACAUUUUUUCAAUUCUCCUUGGGCAACAAACGAGAUUACCACAUUCGCAUGCCGGAAAGAUUAUGGAAUUGGAGCUAACUUUUCAUCCAUCCAAUGGAAAUGGGUCCCUAGGCAAGCCAAUAAAACAACUCAUGAUCAAUCUGAAAGAGGCCUUCAUGUAGGGGUCAUCAUUCGGUCCGUGAGCUCAUGGGCUAAUGAGGGCCUGCCUAGCUCAUCAAGAAAAAGCCUGGGCCGACCUAUUGUGGGCUAUGGACUAGGCUUGGGUUUGGUUGUCUAA
Molecule: messenger RNA, 1020 nt
Organism: Prunus armeniaca (apricot)
Lineage: Eukaryota; Viridiplantae; Streptophyta; Magnoliopsida; Rosales; Rosaceae
Source: the annotation of a GenBank genome assembly